CCCCUAUGUUCAGGGAACACCGCUUCAUACAUACUGUUGUUAGCGACGUAGCCUCUACAGAUUUUCAUUUUUUUAGCAUUUCCAUCUGCAACCACCUCUCCAAACUUUACUUUUUGUCACACCCCGGUCAACGGACGAGUAGCGGUCUGCUGGUUGAGCUCAGUUUGAGUGGUGUGACGGAUCGUAGCUGGUGGCAGUCCUGCGAGGUGAGUUGAAGUCUUUUAGCUUGUUAGCUAAAGAUGCUUCUCACUGAUGGGGGUCGGUUGUUGUGCUAGCGUAGCAUUUGGCUAGCUGCUGUAUAACCUUGCCGGACAGACCAAACGGCGGUCUUUCACGUAGUGGUUUACUCGAGAGGAAAACGUUUUGGUGUAUUUUCGUCUUGUACUAAAAGAAGGUGUGGUGUUUGAGCAGAGGCUACAUUAGCGUUCAGCGAAGCUCAGUUAUUCAUGGAAAAUGUGAAGCUAAGAAGCUAACGGGAAUUAGCUGGCAUGCUGACGAUGUACGGACCGACUUGACAACAUGUCUUUGGCUGUAAGUUUGUUCUUGACAUACACGACUUUAUUUUUGGAUUCGUGUUGUAAAAUAAACAGUCAGUGAAUCAAUGAACUGUAUUUUAACUGAAUUUCGGUCUCUGCUUCACGUUAAUGCGACGUAACCGAUGUUAGCUUGUUAGCGACCUAGCGGUCUUCAUUAGCGAAUCACCAAGAAAAGCCAACAUCUAUACCUGGAUAUAGUUCAAGAUUUAACCACGCUGGAGUAAAGAUAGCGAAUAUGUACGGGACUAAGCAGCCGACGGUGUUGACACGCUGUCAGCUGUUUAGUAGCUUGGUUGUCUUUUCGACAUCUAUCACCCACAAGCGAGGGGACCGUCACUCAGCCAACACGUCCAGCUCAUCUGGAUUUUUAGUCAGCAUACAACACGAGAGACACAAAUCGACAAUCUGUCUCUUUUAGUUAAACAAUCGUGUAGUUUGUAGAUAAUAAGUCCGCCUGCUCGCUACAUAACUUCGAGCUAGGACGACAGACAGACAGCGUCAACCGUCAGAUAAGCGAAAGCGGUGAACGCGCGUCGCCUUCCACAAGCGAACUGACGCGUACGGAAAUUCCACCACCAUUCAUUGUGUGCGGCAUAUUCGCUGCUAAACUCAUGCUAGCAAUACGGACAAGGUUCGCGGCGCCACAUUGUAUCAGCUUUUCUCCAAAGCCACGUUGGAUAGCUAUCCGAUUUUGAGAAUGCUGUGGCAAAGUGAAAAGUAAAAUGUCCAUUCAAGAAGCUGUUUGUAUUGUAAAAGAGUCCUCAAAUCGAGACAAGUGAACAGCGAGGCUGAAGCGAGUUCAGGCGAAUGGUUCGCAUGCGGCGGGUCUGUACCCAAUUCGGUGUUUGGCAGAGAGGGGGAGGGGAUGAGGCAGGGCCACAGCCAUCGACCGAGAGUGAGAGAGAGAGAGAGAGAGCCUGCUUGACUGUAAAGUGUCGACUCUCAGCGAAACGUUUGCUAUUUUUAGCGGGCAAAUUUCACCGUCUUUCACUGCCUGAUGGCUUGUUUCGAGUUUCGGCGAAUAAUAUAUGAAACCGGGUUUGCGACAGACACGAUAUCGGCGACUUAAGACGGUCCGCCCUGACGCUGUUUUCCUGGGUGAGCAGUGAGCAUCAUGUCUGCGCUGCUCAGACCGAGCGAAAUGACGUAUGUUUAGGGAUCAUCAAGAAAUUACUCUUCUCUGCUUUUAUGAACAAAGUGUGCUCAGAGCAAUGUGAGCGGGGUUAAACGGUUGUCAUUAUAUGAUCGAGUGAUAUGUACAUGCCGGAUAGGCACAGGCGCAGUUUAUCCGACCUGCUUUUUCUAUUUUUUUUUAUUUUAUUUUCUGCUUUCAUGCUCAAUGCCUCUCUUUACCAGAAAUACUGCUGGCUAGGUUGUCACAAUUUUUUCUUAAAAGUUUCACAUGUGAUCCGACAGGUGAGCUGUUUGAAAACCUGUCAAGAAUGCAGAAUAACAUUGUCAGCAGCUCAAAAUUCUUGCAACAAUACCUUAAGAAGGUCCAAAAGACAUCAUGCCUUUUAAGUGCAUUAACAAGUGGGACCAUAGACUGUGUAACCAGUAACAAUGUCCAUUUAUACACGUAAAUUAUAUAAAAUAUUUUCUUGAAAGUUCCACAAUAAAAAUAUGACAUCAGCCCUUCUGUAGUGAGCAGAACUAAAGUUUUGACAGAAUAAGAUCAAUUCUAAAGUACUAAACAUCUUGAAGGAUUUAAUUAGUCUGUCAAAACGUAAUGACAACAGAGUAUUCACUAUCUAAAUAUACUUGAGUGUAUGGGUGGGGUGUAAAUAAGUCUUUAACACUGAAAACUUUAUCCAAACCCAUUACUUGUAAGACAGUCCCUAACCAGCCACCACAGCCAUUCUCUUCCAGUGAUAGUAUAACAGCAAGAGUCAUAACAAAUGACUUGUCGUGGUUUCUCCCUAAUUCUUAUUAGUUAAGUUUGUGAUUUUUCAUUUUGUGGAUACAUUGUUAUGCUCUUACCGUGUCUUUAGUGCUUGAUGUGAGUUGGUCUUUAAAAAUGUCACUGUGAAGUGGCUGCAGAGUGGGAGAAGGGUGUCAGCUCAGCUCAAAGCUCUAAAAGCUGUGGACAAACAACAGUAUUUAAGUUGUUUCCUUCAGGCUACAUUGGUGAAAAAUGUUAAGAGAAAUGCUUAACAUUACAUUCAGAACACAGACAUGAAAAAGACUUGACUUAUAAAUAUGUGUUUGUUCCUCUUGACUGGAGUUAGGAGCUUCUAGUGAAAGCCUGUAACAGACGCAACAGUUGCAAUCAAUUCUUCCUUUAUGUGACACUUGUAACAAUAUUUGUUUUAAAAUAAAAUAAAUCUCAGGUGGAGUGGCUAUAACAUUAAAUAGCAAAGGUCCAUGCCUUAAACAUACUUUUCUGAAGCACUUUCAGCUGAGGAAAAGCUGACCUCUUGCUAAUGUCAUCUGUGGAAGUAUUUCUGUCCACUCCUCACUUCUUCUGUCCCUGUAUUACUUCACAAAUAAGUCAUCCUCACUUUCUUCAAGACUGUUUGACUUAAUUAUGUUGUGUGAGUUCACUAACUGAUUCACACCCAACAGACUGUUUACUGUCUAUCUGCCUCUGUCCACCCUAGCCCCUUUGAGUAUGCGUGUACAAUGAAGAGGCGUGUGGAGGACCAGGAACCAAUAUUUGCGCCCCAGCAACAGCAAUCACGCCGCCCCCCAGUUCAAGGAGUUGCAGACAGCUUCCAGCACAGGGCCCUCGCCCAGGCCCCGACUGUGAAAGAGACAGCUGCGGACAACAUGCAGCCAUCUACUGGAAUCCAGUAUUCUCUCCCCCAAGGCUACCAGGUAUGAUAGAGUCAGUGGAAUUUACUUGUACACCACAUAGCAGCAGUUUCGCAUUGGUCUUUGGCAAAUUUUCACAGAGCUUAAAACUCCAAUAGAAUUCCCCUCCACAUCUUAAGAAGAAUCUUACGAAAAUAAAGCAAAAGUAAAUCUGCUAAAAUUUUAUUUACAGUACAAAUUCAAUCUCAGUCAUUUCGGCAAACAAGCUUCAACCAAUACAUUUUCAACAACAAUUGUAUUCUUUUUAUUGCCAUUUUCCAGUGAGUUUCAUGCAAUCAAAAGCUACAGCAAUAGUUAUAUGUCGCUGCUGUAAGUACCGAACCACUGGUUGCCAUUAAAGAUCAAAGUACACGGUUGAAAGUCAAACACAAGUAAGUUCACAGUGUUACCAGCCCAGUACAUUGGAUUGUGACACCGUAUGAAACAUUUUCAGCCCUGUCAUCUGUACAGUUUAAUAAUCUUGGAGCUCUUAUGUUGUCUUUAUACAAAGGUGCCAACAAUGCCUCAGAGCACAAGUGGACAUGGACAUAACAACGCUGCACCUCAUGUUGGUCCCCAUGCACAAAGCCUGGCAGUGCAGUCACAGGGCCCUGCAGUGGUCCAAGGACAUGUCCAUCCACCCGCACCCAUGACAUCAACACAAGGACAGCAGCAGUUUCAGCGGCUGAAGGUACAGUUAUAUCAACAAAUACAGACUCUCAGGUUAGACUAAAAAAGUGAUCUCGUUGUGUUGAUGCAUGAUAGCAUUUAGCUGAUCAAGGAAUCAUACGGUAUCUACUGACUCAAGCAGAUAGGAGAAUGCCAGAUUCCAGGAGGAGGAUCUUAAAGAUCGUUUUUAACUCUUCUCUUUUCAGGUUGAAGAUGCCUUGUCGUAUCUGGAUCAAGUGAAGCUGCAGUUUGGGAACCAGCCCCAAGUUUAUAAUGAUUUUCUUGAUAUUAUGAAAGAGUUCAAGUCACAGAGGUACGUUCUACAUUUAUCACCACUAUCACUGACCAAUGCAUUGAGACUUUGUCCUCUUAGCAUGCUGAUGUUACUGUUAUUAAUUUGCUGUAAUGGAUUAUUUUACUACAGCAUAGACACGCCUGGGGUCAUCAACCGUGUGUCCCAGCUCUUCAAGGGCCACCCAGACCUCAUCAUGGGGUUCAACACUUUUUUGCCACCUGGAUAUAAGAUUGAGGUUCAAACCAACGAUUUAGUGAAUGUGACCACACCGGGUCAGAUCCACUACAUCACUCCUCAUGGGAUUUCUGUUCAGAACAUCCCUGUAAGUGGAGCAUCCAGCCAACCUCCAAGCCACCACCAGCAUCAGAGUCUGCCACAGACUACAACACACACAACCACCACUGUCACUCCACCAGUUCCUGCACAACCUACUCCAAAUAAAACCAGCAAGGUAGAGCAGAGCUUUCUUUAUUGGCUGCUUGUGCCUCAGUGUUCUCAACUUAAAUCCAUGAUGUUUUGUUACUUUUGUCUAGUAAUGAGCUUUGCACACAACAAAUGUUUAUGUGAUGAUUUUAACAACACACUUGUGCUCCACUCUUCAUUCCCAUCAGCCAAUCCAGUCUCCAGCACAUACACCCACCAGCCAGCCAAACCCAUCCAUCCCAUCCUACGCCUCACCACGCUCACCCUCAGUUCAGUCCCACACCCCUGUGAGCAGCACGCCGUCCAGUGCACCACCCCUCCAAAACAACCAGCCCGUGGAGUUCAACCACGCCAUCAAUUAUGUCAACAAGAUCAAGAACCGUUUCCAGGGUCAGCCAGACAUCUACAAGGCCUUCUUGGAAAUCUUGCACACAUACCAGGUCAGACGAUAAGCCCAACUAAAAAAUUAGCACUACAAUAUUAGCAUGCUGUUGGCACUUAACAACAGCAGCAACAAGUGUGUGAGUUUAAUCACCACUGUUUUUUUGUUAUCAUCAAAUUUCCAGAAAGAACAGCGAAAUGCAAAAGAGGCCGGAGGCAACUACACCCCAGCACUGACCGAGCAGGAGGUCUACACACAGGUGGCCAGACUCUUUAAGAACCAGGAGGAUCUUCUCUCAGAGUUUGGACAGUUUCUGCCUGAUGCAAACAGCUCCAUGGUGGGUGUUACCUGUGAAGAACAGAAAAUAUGAAAGUCUCACUGUUUGAAUAAUGGCCCUGUUAUGUUUUAUAAAAAAGACUGAUGACACAGCAGGGGAGUUUAUGCACCAAAAAGCCCCACUGAAAAAAAAGUUGAAGAGUUCUUUUGUUAUAUGUCAUUUUCUUGAUCUUUAGGUCCAUUUUGUUUUAAAGUAGAGGUUUAGCUUUUUUUGCAGCACUGGUAUACAAAUUUUACAGUGUAUUGGGUAUAAAGUAAACAGCAUCUUGCUAGAGACAAGUGCCUUACCAUGUGAUCAGAUAUUGCGUAUUCUUCUGAAAAACCCCUCACCACCUUGUUUCAGUUUACGCUGCUAUAAAAGUUAACCACAUUUAAUCAAAUUGGCUGGUUUACUUCCUGCCAUUCAUGUUGUUGAGUUUCAAAAUGAGAUUCAUAUGUUUUUUUCAGCUGCUGGGCAAGGCCAUACCAGACAGGGCAGAUUCUGUGCGUAAUGAUCAUGGCGGCACAGUGAAGAGACCCCUACUGAACAACAAGCAGAGGCUGAGCCAGAAUGGGCUGACAAUCAGGAGACCUGGUGGAGCGGGUCCCACACCGCCUGUGAAGGUACAAAUCACCCUACAUUGAACACAGUCCGGCAGCAUCUACAGAGAUUUUGAACAAUUUCUACUAAAAAAAUGUAUUUAUCGAGGGUGGGGUACUGAUCAUUUUAUUUUGAAAAAGUAGAAAAUGUGAAAUUAUUUGUUGUUAAAUCCAUUCAAAGGUAUUUUUCUGUUCAACUGGAACCUUCAUCCUAGAACUAAACAUAUGAGGUCUACAAUAAUCAUUAUUUUGUGUCCCCCAUCUGGUCCAGAAGAAACCCAAAAUAAUGGGGAAAGACCAUGGCUUGACUGAAGUCAGCAAACACAGCACCAGCACCGAAACCAUGUUCUUUGAGAAGGUCAGUGUUGUUUUUCAGUGUCAUAACUGAUUAUUUAAACACAGAGGAUAUGAUGAUUUAUUUAAAGGGGUAGUUUGUUAACUUUUCUCCCUCUGUCAUCAUGAAAAUGUGAAUAGGUGAAGAAGGCUCUCCGGAGCUCCGAGGCCUACGACAACUUCUUGCGAUGUCUUUACAUUUUCAACCAGGAAGUGAUCUCCCGUGCUGAGCUGGUCCAGUUGGUCAUCCCAUUUCUUGGGUAAGUUGAAUCACAACAUGGUCUGUCCGUCAUGUAGACUCACAUGCCCACAUUUACAGUCUAUUAUAUAUAGAUUUAGAUAGACUCUUUGGCUGACUGCUGGAUUAUUUCCUUUUUUUAAAAAGUGCUUACUCCAGUCUGAAAGUAUUUGAAUUUCUCAAUCUUUUGAUUUUGUUUUAACACUAAGACAAUUUUGUCAUCACUUGAUUUGUAUUUGAAUGCAGCAUAAAAUUAAUUAUACACUUGUAUAAUUUAUUUAUUGCUACAUUCAAUGUGUUGCCACUGGUAAUGUUGAUUAAUAGAUGCGUAGCCUCACACCAAAUUUCACAUAUAUUGUUUGAUUGACAGAAAAUUCCCAGAGCUUUUUACGUGGUUUAAAAAUUUCCUGGGCUACCGGGAGUCUUGUCACGGGGAAUCGAGCCACGCAGAGAGUUUACCUAAGGAGCGCGCAACAGAGGGCAUCGCCAUGGAGAUCGACUAUGCUUCCUGUAAGAGGCUGGGGUCCAGCUACAGAGCACUGCCAAAGAGCUACCAGCAGCCCAAGUGCACAGGAAGGACGCCGCUGUGUAGAGAGGUGAGUCACUGAAGGAAGUGUGCCUGUUAGAGGUACUUCUGUCGUAACCUCCACUAACUGAGCUACCAAGUACAAUAGUACUCAGAUAUUUAGUGGUGAUAAUAGUCACAGGAGUCGUAGCUGGGUUUGUGUUUAAUUGCUGCAUGAAGGAUAACAUGUUUACAUACACAAUGCAAAGUGAAAAGAGCUUCUGAUAUGAUAUCAGUAAUACUGCAAACAGUUGGUUGUUGAAUGAAGCAGGGAGGAUUUUAGUGUUUUAAAUGGUCAUUAUUCAUUCAUUGCAUCUCAACAAACUUAAAAGCCUUUGGUAGGCGUUUAACCUGGUAAUGAAUUAGAAAAAAAUGAAUACUGAUGAACUGCUGCAGCCAUGUCGGCAAAAUGACUCAAAUCUAAAGUUGCUCACAGAAGCUUUAAACUGAACUGAAUAUCGUGUUGCAGGUUCUGAACGAUACGUGGGUGUCGUUUCCAUCGUGGUCUGAGGAUUCUACAUUUGUUAGCUCCAAGAAAACACAGUAUGAGGAGCACAUUUACAGAUGUGAAGAUGAGCGGUUUGAGGUGAGGAUUAUUCUGUCCACUUGCUCUGAAAAAUAGGGUAAAAAAAUAACAGCAGCUUUUUGCCAGAUUGUGUUUGUUUUGUCAGCACUUUUUCUUUUUCUAAGUUAAAAAAAAAUACAAACUACAAUAAGUAUUUAGAUAUCCAAUAAAACCUUGCCAUUGGCACUACCAAUCACAAUGAGAUACUGUUGUCAAUCAUUGUCUUUAUCUCCUUUAGCUGGAUGUUGUGCUGGAAGCCAACCUGGCCACGAUACGAGCCCUGGAGACAGUGCAGCGGAGGCUUUCUCGCAUGUCAGCAGAGGAGCAGCUGCGCUUCAAGCUAGACAACACAAUGGGGGGCUCCUCAGAGGUCAUUCACCGCAAAGCUAUCCAGAGGAUAUAUGGAGACAAGGCCCAUGACAUUAUUGACGGGCUCAAAAGGAACCCAGCUGUGUCUGUCCCCAUAGUGCUAAAAAGGUGAAUAGUACGAUUUUUUUGUUUAAUCCAGAGCUUUCAGUUUUUUUAUUUAAUAUCUAAGAUUGUGAAGGGUAACCCUCGGGGAUGUUCUCUUUUGUUGCGGCUGUUUCAGAUUAAAAAUGAAAGAGGAAGAGUGGAGAGAAGCUCAGAGAGGCUUCAACAAGAUCUGGCGGGAGCAGAAUGAAAAAUAUUACCUGAAGUCACUCGACCAUCAAGGCAUCAACUUCAAGCAGAAUGACACCAAAGUGUUGCGCUCCAAGACGUUACUGAAUGAAAUAGAGAUGCUGUAUGAUGAUGUAAGGAAACUCGUUCUCUUGAAAGUACUUUGUCUUCUUUUGUGGGGACUUUUGUGAUCAUGUUUGAUUCUGAAUUUACGAUAGUUCAGUCCUUUUUUAUUAUUGUUUUUAUGCUUUAAAGGGAGUUUGACUUACCAGCAUUUUUCAUACAGAAUACAACAAUCUAAUAAAUUGACCCUCUAAAUUCACCUCUUUCUAAUCAUGUCUGUGACUUGUAGCGCCAGGAGCGAGCAUCAGAGGAAACUUCCACACCUCCGCCAAGCGGUCCUCACAUGACGCUGACCUACGAGGACAGCCAAAUCCUGGAGGAUGCGGCUGCUCUGAUAAUCCACCAUGUAAAACGACAGGUGAGCAUUCAGAAAGAAGACAAGUACAAAAUCAAGCAGAUCAUCCACCACUUCAUCCCUGAUCUGCUGUUCGCACGGCGAGGUGAGCUCUCUGACGUGGAAGAGGAGGAAGAUGAGGAGGAAGAAGACAUGGAGAUGGAUCAAGAUGCCCCCAAGAAGCACAACGGCCUGCCAGGAAGCAGCCCGUCGAAAUCCAAACUCCUUUUCAGCAACACAGCGGCUCAGAAGCUGCGGGGCACAGACGAAGCUUAUAACAUGUUCUUCGUGAACAAUAACUGGUAUAUCUUCCUUCGUCUUCACCACAUCCUCUGCUCUCGUCUGCUGAAAAUCUACGAGCAAGCGGAGAAGCAGAUCGAGGAGGACAGCCGUGAGAGGGACAGGGAAAGAGAGAUGCUGGGGCUGAAGAGGGAGAAAAACGAAAAUCCAGCAAUCCAACUCAAGAUGAAAGAGCCAAGUAAGUUUCACUGUUUUCAAGAGAGCAUUUAUUUAGACUCCAGUUCAAAACCACGAAUAAACAUGAUUUAAUUUUCUGUGUUCUGCCUGCAGUGGAUGUGGAUGUGGAGGACUAUUACUCUGUGUUUCUGGAAAUGGUGCGUAAUCUUCUGGAUGGAAACAUGGAGCCAGCUCAGUACGAAGACUCUCUGAGGGAAAUGUUUACUAUCCACGCCUACAUCGCCUUCACCAUGGACAAACUCAUCCAGAGCAUAGUCCGGCAGGUCAGCACAUUCAGCUUCAUAUCUCCUUCAUUUCACUAUGCAUUUUUCUUUUCUUCAUAGUGCAGUUGAAAUCAAAUGCUACUGUUAUUGUGCUUAGCUUUUCUUUCUUUUUCUAUCUUUUUUUUCCUACAAAAUGUCAUUCAUUAGAUUUAAAUGUCUUGUCGCAACAUGCAUUGUGAGCUUGAUGACAUACCUUUUAUGCUAAAACAAAUACUUGCAUAUCAAAAAGACAUACAUUCGAAAAGAAAAGCAAAAAACAUUUUUUUUCAUGGCCCGUUUUAUAAAAAGCUCAUUUUUUGCUUUCGCAGCUCCAGCACCUCGUAACCGAUGAUGUCUGUGCACGAGUAACGGACAUGUACCUGAGUGAAAGUGCCAACAAAGCCACGGGAGGAACACUGUCCACACAGACCUCCAGAGCCGCAGCUGAGGGGGUCUACCAGCGCAAAGCAGAGCAGCUUAUGUCCGAUGAGAACUGCUUCAAGGUAGGUCAAACCUUGAAUGGUCUGUUUCUGUAGUAGGUGGGUCUAAGCUGCUUUGUUUAUGUAACCAUCCCUUCUUGUGUUUGUCUAGUUGAUGUUCAUGAAGAGCAGAGGAUCUGUCAGUCUGGCUGUGGAGCUGCUGGACACAGAAGAGGAAAACUCUGAUGAGCCAGCAGAGGCAGAGGUGAGACUCAGACUAUAUUCAGCUUUAGUUUAUUAGUAAGUGUAUUUUGUGCACCUACAAAGUUACAGCCUGUGUUUGAAUGUGAAGCUCUAUGUUCAUUUUUAUAUUCUGUUCUCAAAAACUAUUCAUCAUCUGCAAAAAAGUGCAUAAAUAGAAAGUUGAGAUUCUUGUGAAUUUGUUCUGCAUUUUUACAAACUUUCCAACCAUCCAAGUCACUGCUGUAUCACAUCAUGCAUUGUCUGCUCUCCGCUGCCUUGUCCUCUACAGAGGUGGUCCGACUAUGUGGACAGAUACCUGAACUCAGAUUCUGCAUCCCCUGUGCUACGUGAGCAUCUUGCCCAGAAGCCGGUAUUCCUGCCCAGGUGAGGCCUCAGCCAUGUCUUCCUCUUAUUUGAACACUUACAGCUUCUGUCCUGAGGCUCUGGUCAGCCAAACAGCUACUCCACUGUUGCAAAGCCAAACCAGCUGCCAAACACCAAUCUGUUUUCACAGACAAACGGUGGCAUUUGCACAAGCCUAACCCAGAAAGUACUCUUCGAUCUCAACAGUUUGUGCUGCAGAGUGCUUUCUUUAUUCCAAACGGGCCCAGAUCUGUGGUUAAUUUUAGAGUUACUCCACAUACAGUGAAGUUCUUUCAGUGCCUGAACACUCUCUUUUAUGUCAAGAGUCUCAUGGGCUGUGAACAUGACUUUGGUUUCUGACUUAUGCCUCACAUGGAAGUUUGCACUUUAUAUGGCCGCCUUUUAGAAAAAAAUAAUGGAGGUUAUUUAUUCAGUGAUUCAGUUCCUUUUUAAUAGGAAUUUAUUUAUUGUAGUUGUUAUGGUAAAGUUUUAAAUGGUUUUCAGCUUGAUCAUGGGUUUUAAUUUCGACUUCGGCAGACAGAAACAAGAAAUCGUUUGGUUUAAUCAUUCUCAUUGUGUUUAAAUGACCUGAUGGUUUUCAUUGUGUAAUGUAGGGGGAAAAGUAAUUGCAAGCAGCAACUGAAAGCAAAACAGAUGGGUUUCACAUUUAAAUUUUGUUUUUCUAUUUAUACAUCAUCUCUGAUCUGAGUUUGAGAGACUGAAGCUCUUGUGUUGGACCGGAAAGAGUUAAUGACAGGACAGUGAAGUCAUGGUUUCUUUUUCUACCUUCUAAUGCCCUUUGUUUGUGAAUGUAUUCAGAUCAGAGGUCCUGUAUGUGACUUAAUCACUGUUGUAAAUGUUCAAAUGUCCAUUUUGUUGAAGUCUGUUAUACUCAGUGUUAUGUUUGUAAUAGUUUUCAGUAGAUAACGGUGCACUCCUGUUGCAGCUGUCGGUUGCAAAACUGUUUUUUUUUCUUCUGGUUUGACAGAAAGUAGUGCUCAUAAGUUUUUAAAAACUCUGGUCAAGCACAUUAUCUGCAACACUUGUACAGAGAAGUAGGGUUUGUAAAUAAACUGAUUGUCUAAAUUGUAUUUUCAUGUUGGUGUAUUUUUUCCUGGACAUUUCAGAGCUGUGCAUGGAGAUGUGGUUGUGUUCACUUGUUUCAAAGCUCCGGUCGAGUGCUGCACAUUAGCCCUGUCUGUCAUUGCUUUUUGGUGCUAUGUUUUUAUUUUUAUAUUUCUUUUGAGAUGGCUGUCCAUUACCAUAAACAUUAUAAAAGGGAUUUUUUAAAACACACACAAAAAUAUUCGUAUUUCUCUUUCUAUUUAACCCAUUGCAUAAAUCUGAUUCCUGACUGAUUUAUCAGUGGGCUCACCCACAUCUUGUCCUUCCUUUUUUUUCAUUAAAUCUAUGAGAGAUCAGCAGCACAAAAGAGGAAAGAUCCUUCCCAAAACAGAAAAAAACAACAACUAUAAAGGCAGUCAGAAAAAAUCCAGCAGUUUCUUUUUUCAAGUUGUGUUGGGUCUUCAUCUCAUGAUCAUGACACUCUGUACAUUGUUGGUGAAAGUGUGCGCAUCAAAGUAUCCUCAGCUCAUAUUUUUGAUUGGUUUCCGAUCAGGCAGCGAUUUUGUAGUGUUUGUUUCUAACAGUUUUUACUUGAAAUUGGCCUUCCUGUCAUGUCUUUAAAGUGGAGCCCUGAAUGCAAAAAUAUGCUUCAUGGUUUCAGUCCCCGCUCACCUGUACCCUCAGUGGUAAGUACACAUUUAAGACUUUCAUUCAGGUGGGGUGACUAAUUGCAUUUUUUUUAAACCUGCACAAAAUCAGGAACUAUCGUCAAUGAGGGGAAUAUGAUACUGAAUUUGAACUUGAUGUGACUGUGCAAUGGAAGUGCACUGUACAGAAAAUUACGACUGCUGCCUCUGCUGCUCUUAUAGAUCCACUUUUCCCACGAAUGACUCCCUUUCUAAUUCUGUUACUCGGUGAGUUGCAAUGCAUGGGUUUCCAAAUAAAUGUUUAAAGGGACAGUCCUCUCAAAUUUUGCUAUACUCUUUCAAAUUUGCUCAAUGUCAUGUGCCUGACCUCAUUGCCUAGCUGUUAAAUCUCUCUGUGCAUAUUGUGAAACAUAAAUUGUUUGAUAUAAAUCUAGUGAUAACGGCCAACAGAUCUAGGAAAUUUGUGCGAACUUUCCCUGUAAACGUGAUGCACCUCUUUGAUGUGUGGAGUAAUCAGACAGCUCGUCUGGCAUCAGUACUUUUUGUUCAUGGUUGUGGAUUUUGAUUUGACUUUCAGAAAUCUGAGACGGAUAAGGAAGUGCCAGAGAGGAUGGGAACAGCUACAACAAGACAGGUUGACCAAGGGCCCCUCAGACAAGUCCCAGGAUGGCAGCAGUGACCUAAAGAUGGAGUGCAUGUUCAAACUCAACUCCUACAAGAUGGUGUACGUCUGCAAGUCAGAAGACUACAUGUACAGACACACAGCACUCACACGGGCUCAUCAGGUAAGCACAGAAAAUAAAAGUCAUGUUUGUACCAUAAUGGAGAAGAAUGUCUGCCUGAUCUAUUAUUAACAGUUUAAGCUCAAUAGACAGAAUGACAGAUGGGAAAUGCUAAACAAGAUGUGGGUAUUUCAAUGUUCUGCAUUUUGACAAUAUUUGCAAGGGUCAUCACGAACAAGCAAUACUGCUUACUAAAUCUAAAUGUUGCGUAUUGAGUUUUUAGCAGGUUAUGAAACAGUCUCUGAAAUAAAAUCUGAUGCAAGAGCCUUGGUUUAAAAUUUGUAAGGUGAUGUGCCAGUCUAUUAAAAGGAGCAGAUACUCCUUGGCAGUGUUGGUAUUUGAUAGAGAACUGAUCCUUAACUUGACCUUUUCCUCCUCAACUAGCUUGUGCUGUGUUAACCAAAUGUAAGAUAACCUUUUCUUUUGAGACAGAUUUUUGCGAAUGGACUUUCAAAAGACUACAAGGCAGGGAUUAAAGUUCUCAAGUUGUUUCAUUCUGGUUGUUGUCUCUUCCAGUCACACCAAAGGGUCCAUACACGCUUGCACCGACGCUUUCAGGCCCGGCUCGACUCCUGGGCCAAGGAGCACGUGACCAGCGACAUGGCUGCUGACAACCACAAGUGGCUGAUGGGAGAGGAUCAGGGGGGCCUGCUGCCGUGUACCACCACCUCUAACCCUGAGGUCCUCCACUAUCUCAACAUUAACAAGUACAGGGUGAAGUACAAAACACUGUAGUGUGUACCCAGGAAAGAUAAACUGUGACGGACUUCACAUACACAGUAGCUUCAUGCAGACUUUGCCCACCUGCUGUCACUGGAUUCAGUCCUCAAUCUUUGGUCUAAUCUUCGGUACAGCCGUCAAUCAACCAGAUUUCUGCAAAUGUUUUAGAUCCGAUUCAGGAAAUAAGUCCUAACUUUCAAGCUCACACUGCAAAUCCUGCAACAGUGAGAAAUAGAUGUUUUAUACAUUUGAAAAAAUGUACUUGUCUCAGUAAUUGCAUAAUUAAAUGUAAGUGAAUUAUAGAGUUUUACAUGAGAAGCACUCCUUAAACUUCUGUGCAGAGCAGGAAACAUUUUUCACACAAAAGUAAGCAUUUCAUACCUACAGCUCAGCAGCUUAACGAUAAAAGUGCUUUUUUAUUCCUUUUUUUUUUUUCUUCUUUUUCUCUCGACCAGCUCAUUAUUUAUCAGGAAAUACAAACAAAAACCUCAGUUUAGUCUCUUCCAAGAACAAGCAACAGUGACUUCAGUCGAAUACUUCUUCAGACCUGCUGAGUCUGGCUCAGCUGUAAACUUCUUUAGUCUGUGAAUGUUUUCUGUCCCGGUGGUGACGGUGCAAUAAGGCACUAUAUAAUAUACGAUAAUUUAUGACCGCCCAUUCACUUUGUGUAAAUAUAUUGUUUAUAUCUAGAUUUUUUUGUUAGAUUUAAUUGAGGUGUAGCGUACAUUAACAAACUCAUAGUAUUGAUCUUCAAAUGGAGUCAGCAGAGAAGUUUAUUCAGGAAAUGCCACAUUUGAACCGUUUCUUCUUUUAACCAAAGGAUGGAUGUUAAUGUGACCUUUUUCCUCUAUGAUCUGUUGAAUGUGUCGCCCCCCCAGUUGAAAACGACACAUUUUCUGUGUUUCAACCUUUUUCUGAGCGUUUCUACCGUCAGUCUUUGGCUUCUGUUUCACUCCUGAUGAUUGAAUGUAGCUGAGCAGCAACUUUUCCCUUUUUUUAGAACAGUUUGUAUCCGUUUGUCAGUGUACUGUGGUCUUUACAGUACAAUCCACUUUUUCUCUUAUUGAAACUUAACCAAAUGGUUAGAGUCUGUGCAGCAGAUUCAGUGGUCACUCAGUGCAUCAAGUUUAAAAACUGUACAGAAGUUGUGUUUAUUUUUUACGCACAGUGUUGACUACAAACACUGACUGUGUAUAGUGUGUCUGUACAUGAAUGUCAACCAUGUGACUUGUGUACAGUUUCAAAGAUUUACAGAACAAGCAAGCAAUAAUUCACCCUGUUGUAGUUUAUAAUAGCUCUCAGUUUGUAUUUCUCGCUGAAAUACAAAUGUGAAUGUGGUUUUCCCUUCAAAGAGGGAUGUAAAGUAAGUAUUUUUAAUGCCUUUUUCUCUCUGCAGUUAGUUUUAAUGAACCCGGACUGGUCCUGUAGAGAUCCAGGGAGAGAUAAACACCACAUUAAAUGCUGUUAAGUGUUCACAAAGGAAAAUUAACAUACAGGCAGGAUUGUUUUCUUUGGAUUAACUUGUGAAUUAAAAAAAAACAGAUCCUUUAAAUUUCAAACAGGCUUAACAUGAACAGGAUAGAUGUAAACACAUCAAAAUGUCGAAGACAGAAGUUUAGAUUUGUGAAAAGAUAAAAAUAAGAAACAUUAUUCAUCCUUCCAACAUUGUCCUGAACUUUUAGACAUGAUGGUCAGUAUCAUAACCAGCUUCAGACAAUCUUGGAACAGUUUAUUAUCGGGUUUUUAUUUUUAUAUUUCCUGUGUUUGACGUUGAUCAACACAGGAAGUCCUGCAGAGCUGAUUGUAUAUAAAAGCAUUGUUUGUACCUCGUUCAAUUUGUCUCUUCUCUUGACUUUUACGAUGUUGUAAAUGAGUGUUAGUACAGUGUUUGGCAUUAAAAGUUCCUUUAAAUACAUGAAAA
Molecule: messenger RNA, 15689 nt
Organism: Xyrichtys novacula (pearly razorfish)
Lineage: Eukaryota; Metazoa; Chordata; Actinopteri; Labriformes; Labridae
Source: the annotation of a GenBank genome assembly